AUGAUUGUGUACAUUAAACAAAUAUUGGUCCAAAUUGCUCAUUUAUGUUGCUGGCGCUGGUGUACUGAUACUCUGUUUCCACCGGAAUCCAUGGCCGAUGAUGGCCAACAGGAUGUGUUGGAGGAUGAGGAGGCUGUUAGCCUACUGUUACAUCUCCGCCCCAAAUUGGAUCCUCCUUCUCCCGAGUUCCUAGAUGCCGCUCUGGGAUUCCUUCCUACCGUAGGCUCUUAUGAUGCUGAUGACGACAACGAUGAGUACCUGAAGAUGGAUGAGAAAAUAAUGGGUGAUAUUGGUUUAUUCGGACACAUUAAAGGUACAUAUAUGGAUGCAUCAGCAAUCAAGGGUAGUCUUUUGAUCAAGGAUGACCGGGAAUUUGCGUUUGAUAGACCGGCCCGUUAUACGACUCUAGGGUCCAACCGCCUCUUGGAUGGCGGUGUAAUAUUACUAACCCUAUAUGUUCCUAUCGCUUCAGAACCAGGGUUUUUGGAAGAUAAGAUGGUGGUAGUCAACAGUCCUCAAUUCAGUGCUGCAUCAACUGGAAGACAGACAAGCCCAAAAGACGACGAAACCUUGGCACACUUCCAAUGGAGGCAUAAGCGGAAAAGAAACGACCGACGGACGAGAAAAGAGAACACCCCCGUGAAGCCAACUGACCAAAAAGGUCACCACAAGGUCCCUGACCCAUAUCAAAAACAACGAUUGGCCAAGCUUGAAGCGGAACUGAAAAAGCUGAAGGACGACAAUUUCUCCAACCAAAGGAAAAAGAGAUAUAUCCUCAAAGAAUACCAGCACUGUUGUCUGUUAGGCCUGCCCGAUCCUACAAACCAAGAUCUGGAUGAUUUGGUCGAGGAGAAAGAGGCAAGAAGGACUUUGGAUCUUCUCGAGAUCAGAAGAGGUAAAUGCCCUGUCCCGGAUGAAGGAGAAGAAAGGUCUCGCAAAGAAAUCCCUUAUUGUGAAGCUUCUCGUGCUAAACUUUCUGACACCCAUGGUGAUACUUUCUGGGAAGUGCUCAAGAAGACAAACCCAGUGGAACCUCCGAGAGGCAAUGUCCACUCUCGACUCGGACCCAAAGCUCCUCCAGAAAAGUCCCUUCAUGAUUAUCGUCGAGGAGGAGAUCCUCCACCUCGACACCAAGAAAAUCAAGGCAAUCAGGAUCCUUCAAUUCGAGACUCGAUGCGAAGGAUGAUAGGGAUGAUCGUGGAUAGAAGCCCUUUCAUCCCUAGGAUUCGAGACUGUUCAAAACCUCAAGACUUCGACUUCCCCAAAGACUUCGCCUGUUAUACAAGAGAUUCUGAUCCACAGCGUUUUUUAAACAAAUAUGUCCAAGUCAUGAGAAUCCGUAAUGCAUCCCUGGACUUCAUGGCAAAAGCUUUACCAUCAUUCUUCGAUGGACAGGCACGUUGGUUUGGACAGCUACCGGAAGGAAGCAUUGACAGCUUUGAGGACCUCACAGUAAAGCUAGUUACCCGGUUCUUCCUUAGCAUGCAAGUUACAAAGAUGUCAAUUGACCUAUCAUCGAUCAGGCAAGGACAUAAUGAGAGCCUCUCAGACUUCCAUCGCCGCUUUACCCGUGAAUCUCUCCAGGUUGAUAACUUCGAUGAUAGAUUCGUACGGAAUGGGUUCAUCGAAGGUCUUAACCCUUGA
Oldenlandia corymbosa var. corymbosa is the source of this 1644-nucleotide messenger RNA. The record is from the annotation of a GenBank genome assembly. NCBI's taxonomy places the organism in Eukaryota, Viridiplantae, Streptophyta, Magnoliopsida, Gentianales, Rubiaceae.